Lentinula edodes (shiitake mushroom) is the source of this 773-nucleotide messenger RNA. RefSeq lists its product as uncharacterized. The coding region runs from base 88 to 672 and encodes 194 amino acids. NCBI's taxonomy places the organism in Eukaryota, Fungi, Basidiomycota, Agaricomycetes, Agaricales, Omphalotaceae. The transcript has 5 exons. The record is from RefSeq and is a predicted model, not a curated record.
AACAUGUGAUCGUUACAUGACUGCAGUUUAAGAGCGUUCAGUCUUCAUUGUCCGAGCAUUUUCCACUCUUGAGCUCAAUCAUACAUCAUGGAGCAACCACGAGAGAAUGUUCUUGCAACCGAAACUCCAAUUCCUCAGCAGAAACAGUCUCAGGAUCUGCCUGUCGUCGCGAAGACCCCCGCAAACGCGGUUCCCCAGCGUGGUUCGGUUUUGACCGAGUUCCUUGAAGAUGUUAGAGAUAGGGUUGUAUUAUCUCUCGAUGAUUUUGCAACCCUUAUCCUCAACAUUUCCGCUGAUUGGAAAGUCGAAGAGGAAUUCAGCCUGCGACCGGAAAGCAAAAUAGUUCAAGAUGCUUUUGAAGCGUCUCUGAAAGUUGCGAUAGGAGCGGCAGAGGGUGCGGGGAAGAAGGGGACGGACCCCAUAGCACAUGAGAAGGAGUUGCACCGGCCCCUUAGGAAUCUCUUGAAUACAUUGAGAGAUGGGGAAGGUCAUCUAGGCAAGGACAUCAAUGAAGAAACGCUCUUUGUAGAUCCUCGCCCGGUUUUGGCUUCUCUAUUGGAGAGGAAGUCUGAUUUGAAUUACCUUGCGGAAAGAAACAUAACUGGGAUUUUUUGGGGACUCUUGAUAUCGUUUGUUGAGGUUGGGUGCCAGAAGAAAGAUUUCAGGUUGUAACAGCCGCAAAUAGAUCAUCACAGUUUAUGGUGUCCACUCCAUCGCAGCAUGGAACAACAGAAGGUUCGCAAACGGCCUUCAGUCGUUCGCGAUCACCUCCU